AUGUACUCAGACACUCCUCAGAGAAAGAGGAAGAGAGCUGUAGAGGGAUGCAGCCAGUGUGUCAAAGAGGCAACAAGCAAUGUUCCCAACACUGACGCCCCUGCAAGGAAGAAGAGGAAGGGGCCAGUGAACCGUCCAAAGAGAAUAACUCAGGGACAGAGGAAAGCCAAUGAGCCAGAAACCUUUGACUCCUGCUAUGAGGUUGGAGACAAACUGGGUGAAGGAUGCUUUGGCUCUGUCUAUGAAGGAAGACAUGUUUCUGAUGGCCUACAGGUGGCCAUCAAAUUUGUCUCGAAAUGGGAAACUGGUCGAUGUCUCUACAGCCCUGUUGAGUCCAAGGUUCUGCCUGUGGAAGUGACUCUCCUGCAGAUAAUGAGCCAGCCUCCCAUCUGCAAGAACAUAGUUCAGCUAAUUGAAUGGUUUGACGAGCUGGACAGAUACAUCCUGAUCCUGGAGCGCCCCCACCCUUGUGUGGACUUAGAGAGUUUCAUGGAAAACCUUGGAAAUUGCCUGGAUGAAGAGAUGGCCCGAGCCGUAAUGGUCCAAGUAGUGGAGGCAGCGAGCCAGUGCAGCAAGCGAGGUGUCCUGCAUCGGGAUAUGAAAGGGGAGAACUUCCUGAUCAACACGGACACCUCAGAGGUCAAACUUAUUGACUUUGGCUGCGGUGACCUGAUUAAGACAACUGAAUAUGACAGCUAUGCAGGCACGCUUCUGUACUGUCCUCCUGAGGUUUUUGUUAGUGGGAAGUAUCACGCUGAUCCUGCAACAGUUUGGUCGCUUGGUGUCCUACUGUUCAGGAUGGUUUGUGGAUACCUUCCCUUUGCUCACCAUAUGCAGACCAUGGCAGGGAUUUUCAACGUCAAGGACGGCCUUUCUAAAGAAUGCUGUAAUCUGAUUGGCUGGUGCUUGGAGCGCUGCCCAUACCAGCGGCCUAGUUUGCAGCAGAUAACGGAGCAUGAGUGGUUCCAGUCCACCAACCAGGCCUAG
Molecule: messenger RNA, 987 nt
Organism: Pygocentrus nattereri (red-bellied piranha)
Lineage: Eukaryota; Metazoa; Chordata; Actinopteri; Characiformes; Serrasalmidae
Product: serine/threonine-protein kinase pim-1-like
Exons: 6
Coding region: 1-987 (328 amino acids)
Biological process (GO): negative regulation of apoptotic process; protein autophosphorylation; regulation of mitotic cell cycle
Cellular component (GO): cytoplasm
Molecular function (GO): protein serine/threonine kinase activity; ATP binding
Source: RefSeq, a predicted model, not a curated record